UUUGGCUCAGUGUCUUCCUGAACUUUUCAAGCUUUGGUAACUUUCUCAGUGGAUUUUUAAACAAAACAAAGAUGGGGGCUUGUUUGGCGCUGGGUUCCCUCGCGAGUUGUGCGUCCUGUCUGUGCGGCUCGGCCUCCUGCUUGCUGUCAUCAUGCUGCCCGUCAACGUACAACUCCACCAUGAGUAAGCUGUCUUUCUCCUUCCUGCUGCUGCUGGGGACCUUGGUGUCUAUCAUUAUGAUCCUGCCCGGCAUGGAAGAACAUCUUAAAAAGAUUCCACAUUUCUGUACGGACGGUUCCUUUAUAUCUGGUUCUGUGAACUGUGAUGUCAUUGUGGGCUACAAAUCGGUCUACCGUAUGUGCUUUGCCAUGGCCUGCUUCUUCUUCCUCUUCUCCAUCAUCAUGAUCCGAGUGCGCAGCAGCAAGGACCCCCGGGCCGCUAUCCAAAAUGGUUUCUGGUUUUUCAAAUUCCUGGUGCUGGUUGGGAUAACUGUGGGAGCCUUCUUCAUUCCAGAUGGCAUAUUUACUACAGUGUGGUAUUACUUUGGUGUGGUGGGCUCUUUCAUCUUCAUCCUCAUCCAGCUCAUCCUGCUGGUGGACUUUGCCCACUCCUGGAACCAGUCAUGGCUGGAGAAAGCAGAGGAAGGAAACAGCAAGUGCUGGUUUGGAGCUCUGCUGUUCGUCACCAUCAUCAACUUUGCCAUGGCGUUCACGGCUGUUGUUCUCUUCUACAUAUUUUACACCAAACCUGAUGACUGCACGGAGCACAAGGUCUUCAUCAGCCUCAACUUCCUGUUCUGCAUCGCUGUGUCCAUCGUGGCUGUUCUGCCUAAAGUUCAGGAAGCUCAGCCCAGCUCAGGUCUGCUGCAGGCCUCCAUCAUCUCUCUCUACACCAUGUAUGUCACCUGGUCAGCCAUGACCAACAACCCAAACAAGCAGUGUAACCCCAGCCUGCUGAGUCUGGUCCAGCCAAACAGCGGCAGUACAACCCCCCCUCCAGGACCAGGUCCUACCCCAGCCCCUGGAAGCGUCCAGUGGUGGGACGCACAGGGCAUUGUGGGAUUGAUCAUCUUCUUGUUCUGCACUCUUUACGCUAGUAUCCGCUCCUCCAACAACUCCCAGGUAAACAAGCUGAUGCAGACAGAGGAGGGUCAGGGUCUGACUGCCAACAUUGAACCUGAGACAGGGGAGGACGGGGUCAGACGAGCUGUGGACAACGAAGAGGAUGGAGUAACCUACAGCUACUCCUUCUUCCACUUCAGCCUGUGUUUGGCCUCGCUCUACAUCAUGAUGACUCUCACCAACUGGUACAAGCCUAACACUGACUACAAAGCCAUGCAGAGCACUAUGCCAGCCGUGUGGGUGAAGAUAUGCUCCAGCUGGCUCGGCCUGGGGCUCUACCUGUGGACACUGGUGGCCCCACUGGUGCUCCCUGACAGAGACUUCAGCUAGAAAUCUGACAUCUGAUCACUAACCUCUUGCUAUUUGCACCUUGAGAAAAUAUAGCUUACGCUUCAAAUGGAUGGUUAGUUUAGUUUGCGUCCAGUUCCACUUUUUAAAAAUUGAAAUAUUGAUACUGUUAAACUUCAAAUAAAAGCCCAUUUUUAUUUGACAGCCAGUCCUGUUGGUAGCCUGGUGUUGCUGUUUGAGUCAAGUCACUACACUUCUGCGUAUGGUUCAAGGAAAUAUAAAAGUCUAGUCAAAGGCAAGUCUAAAAAUAAAGAGUAGAAAAAGAAGCAAGACUCCUGUAUCGAUACCUGCCCCAAUUAAAAGCGGGGUCAUUUCAUACGUUGACAAAUCCUGGGCUAUUAAUUGAGGUUUUACAGUAUCGUGUGUUUUUGACCUGAAGCCAUUGAAAAUAUUGUAUACACUUGAUUUUGUGAUUGGAGCUGAAUUUUUUAGAUUUGAAUGAAGAUAGAUUUAUUGAUUUGAGCUUUAACUACAUUCUAUAGCUUUGCAAACUCAGGUUACUUCAUUGAUACUUUGCAUUAACAUCCAUUUUGGCAUUCAGAUACCAAGCUGCGUGCGCCCAUCCUAUGCAUUGACUAUAUAUCUUUAAUGACAGAACAUCCAUCCAUCCAUCCAUCCAUCCAUACUUUGCAUUAAGGAGUACUACUUGGUAUAUGAAUGCCCAAAACAAAUGUUAGUUCAUGUCUUUCAUGGUAUAAACUUGUGUUUUUGUUUUUGUCUUUCUUCUCUGUUCUGUUACAAAUAAGCACUUCACACCAGGACCAAAUUAUUUUAAACAAAUAAUUCCUUUGUGGGAUUAUUUCACAUGCUUUUGUUAUCUUUUUUUCAUUUCCUUCACACUAGUUGAAGCAUUUAAGUGUUUGAAAUUUACUUUUUUAUGCACCACUUUUUUGUAGUCCCAAGUUUUUAUUUCAAAAGUGCCUUUUUAAUCAUAUUUUGCUGUUCCAAGGGAUCCUGGAUAUCUUUAAACAUUUAUAUGAGUCGCUGUUGUUUGAAGUUUUUUUCUCAAUACACUCAGUUUGUAUAUUUUCAUUACAAUCAAUAAAGAUGAUAUUCAGAUUCA
Molecule: messenger RNA, 2532 nt
Organism: Cheilinus undulatus (humphead wrasse)
Lineage: Eukaryota; Metazoa; Chordata; Actinopteri; Labriformes; Labridae
Gene: serinc2
Product: serine incorporator 2
Exons: 10
Coding region: 72-1451 (459 amino acids)
Cellular component (GO): membrane
Source: RefSeq, a predicted model, not a curated record